AUGCACAAAAAGAAUUCCAACAACCCAACUUCCUCGAUUCCUAUCGAGCCCCUUCCCGUCCAAGAUGGAGAUGUGAAAAGGGAAAGUGCCGACAUCAUCGAGACAGAUGCCAUGCCAGAAAAACAUAACCUCAACUCUUUCUUCCAUUCGUUUGUGUCGAGUAAACCUGUGAUGAUUUUGCCACACGUGUUCGCGAGUUGGGAAUAUCAUACAGCGAUCCUACUGCCGUACCCCAUCACUCCGUUCGUCCUUGCAGAUCAUCUUGGCGGUAAUGAAAACAAGGCAGAACGCAUCUUGAAAUAUGCUCUCACAGCGGAAGGAACCAACCUAUACAAUUUAUUUUCAGUGCAGCCGAGGAAUUUUCGUUACAGUGUCAUGAACAAGUCCAACGACGGUCGCAAGAUUGUACGCGCUUCUGAUAAUGUGGAUGCUAGCUUCUACAUGGUAGGACGGGUAACGCAUUGCAGUCUGGAGAACGGAGAAUACAACAAAGAGAUCAACAUUCAACCACUGGGAUCACCUUCUACCCCGAUUGUAUACAAAGAUGGAUUAACCAUUUCUUCCUACCAGAAACCCAUGGAAGGACAGAAAGAGCCAAAGGUUUCGACCGGUGCCAAUGAAUGGUCUGAUGUUCACAAAGUUCCCAUGUUUUUGGGCCAUUCGAAGUUUGCGUUGACGCAUUAUCCUGCUCUUCCCUUGGCAGAUAUCAAGUUUGGGGACUACGCGACAGUAAAGACUGCACAAGCACCUUUCGAUUCUUUCUAUGAAGAUUUUGGAGAUGAGACUCCUCUUGGAGUGGAUGACACUCAUGUAAUGGAAAGAUAUUCUGGUGACAUAACUGAUAUUCCUGUUUCUGUGCUACCUUCUGGUCCUGUAAUUAAAUGUGCAAUCCGAUAUAAAAUACCAUCCACUCAGUCUCCACCGACUUAUGCCGGUCCUGAUUCCGACCCUCCAAAAUGUCUCAUUCACAAGGAUGUCCUAUACUAUUGCGAGCCACUCAAAGCAGUUCUCACUUGCUAUUUGAACUACAAGCUGAAUCGAGACAUUCAAAUGAACACGAGUACAGAAAAAUAA
This is a messenger RNA of Desarmillaria tabescens, 1074 nucleotides long. RefSeq lists its product as uncharacterized. Lineage: Eukaryota; Fungi; Basidiomycota; Agaricomycetes; Agaricales; Physalacriaceae. The transcript is spliced from 13 exons. Bases 1 to 1074 code for a protein of 357 amino acids. The record is from RefSeq and is a predicted model, not a curated record.